AUGUUGACUAGCCUAACCGAUCCCGAUUUGAUCGAUCAAGUCCGGUUUUGCUGUAGUGCAACUGGCAGCACUACGACUGACCCGGGAACCGCCGACUCUCGGGCUCCGGCUUUCACGACGAGUUCCACACAAGCGCGCCUCUUUACCAGCAGCACUUUACCGGAAGAUAUUUGUCAACGUUUUGCCUAUCAACUAGUAGCGGAUUAUCUGGCACCGGAUCUAGCUGAUAGAUUGCGAAGUCAUCUUCAUCUGGACAAUGACUGCGUUGAUGAGACAGCAAGUAUCACCGGUGAUGGCCAUAUGUCUGCUGCGGACGGAUACACAAAAGAAAACCAGGAACCACUGUUGAUCAACCGGAAGUCACAAUCCACACAACCUACCGAGGAUUAUUCGGAAGUUCUCAAGAAAAGUGAACUGGACAAACCGGUGGAGGUCAGCUCACUUUCUUAUCUGUACUGGUGA
Messenger RNA from Echinostoma caproni, 462 nucleotides. The record is from the annotation of a GenBank genome assembly. Lineage: Eukaryota; Metazoa; Platyhelminthes; Trematoda; Plagiorchiida; Echinostomatidae.